AUGCUCAAGAUCAAGGACAAUAUGACAAAUGGAUGCGACAGUGAAAGCCACACGUUCAAGGAAUGCAUCUCAGAAGCACAACGAAAGAUCGAUCUUCUUGUUAAACAAGGGGAGGGAGAAUGCGUCAAGGAUAAAUCACCGCCGACCACACCUCCGUUUGCUAUUUUGGAUGCCAUGAUUGAGCCAUAUUUUUCCUCAAUCAACCCUCACUUCCCCAUUUGGCAAAAGGAGAAAUUUAUUUGCAUGGCAACCACGUUACGACAAUCUCCAUCGUCAGAACGAGGCCUGGCGUCUCUCAUCUGCUGCAAUAACCUCAUUCUCAUGGCCAUGUCGGCAGACUCAUUGUGCUCGAAUCGUGGCGAGUCAAUGCAGAACAGACAAGGGACCAAGGUUUCGUCAAUGGAAUUUGACAUGAUUGCAGGAUUUCUUGCCAACGCAAGGAGAGCUGUUCAAAACAUUGAUCAGCUUGUCUCACCUGGCCUGAUCAAUGUUCAGGCUCUCCUAUCCCUGUACAUGGUGGCACAGGAGCAUUUUUCUAUCGGUGUAUCCGAGACGUUGUUUUCUCUCGCUGCCCGGUGCGCAAAGUUGACUGGUAUCCACCAAUGGCAAUCUUUCCAAGGCCACCUCAGCGACGAGGACAUAAUGGAGCGUCAAACCAUCUCGUACUGUUUGUACACGAUUGAUAAAGCACUGUGCUGGACAGCUGGGUUGCCUCCAAACAUACCCGCAUCGGAUAUUUAUUUCGAGUCAUACGUUGCGCCCUCCGAAGCUAGCCUUGCGUCAUCUCUCAUCGCAAAAUCUGAGCUGGCUAAGAUUGAGGAGACUAUUUACUUGGAAAUAUACGCAAACCAAGUCAAGCCUAAAAAUGAAGAUGAGAUUCGGGGUUUCGCAACCAUGAUGUUAUCGAAGCUUCAAGUCUGGCUGACGAACUCGGGAAUGGACUUUGACAUUGUUCAAACACUGCCUGAGACCUCUGCUUCUAAGCUUCAAUUAGCGAUCAGAUACCUGAAUGUUCAAUUGUUACUGAUCUGGCCCCACCAACACCACCCAGACACCAUAUUUCAACGAUGUCAAGAGGUCUCUAGAAUGUGCAUGAAACUUGUGCUAAGCCUUUGGAACUCACCACCCGACAAAGGCAAGCACGCCGUUUUCCCAUCCUUCGUUGCUUCGCUUCCUCCACUAUAUCUCUACGAAGUUCUUUCAUCCAUCCUCAGCAGCAAAGAUUCAAAGCCCGAUCUCAGCAUGAUCCAAGACUACGUCGACAUGCUUGAAACAAUCACAGAUAGCCGAUCCGACAUGUCUUACAACAGGAGGCUCUACCAACUAUCAGUUAUCGUGAAAAACGUAACAAGCGCCCGAAAGACCCAACACAAACGGCAAAAGCCAAGCCCGGAAUCAACAACAAACACAUACUCUAUCACAGACCUCCUCUCCCCUCUUGGAAGUCGUUACAGCUACAUGGGGUCAAAAGCCCAAGAAAUUGGCAAUUCAGGGUUUGAUAGUUCUGUGUUCCAAGACCUAGAUACCUCAUUUACUUUCCUGAGUCCGCUUAAUUCUACAACUGGAGAGCUGGCUCCGGGCCCAUAUGAGUUUAUGCCGCACUUGGGGUCCUUUUGUUAA
Messenger RNA from Penicillium cosmopolitanum, 1620 nucleotides. RefSeq names its product transcription factor sphG. The record is from RefSeq and is a predicted model, not a curated record. Gene Ontology annotation, biological process: DNA-templated transcription. Gene Ontology annotation, molecular function: zinc ion binding; DNA binding. The transcript is spliced from 3 exons. Lineage: Eukaryota; Fungi; Ascomycota; Eurotiomycetes; Eurotiales; Aspergillaceae. Bases 1 to 1620 code for a protein of 539 amino acids.